Messenger RNA from Rhagoletis zephyria (snowberry fruit fly), 2148 nucleotides. RefSeq names its product propionyl-CoA carboxylase alpha chain, mitochondrial-like. NCBI's taxonomy places the organism in Eukaryota, Metazoa, Arthropoda, Insecta, Diptera, Tephritidae. The record is from RefSeq and is a predicted model, not a curated record. Gene Ontology annotation, cellular component: mitochondrion. Gene Ontology annotation, molecular function: propionyl-CoA carboxylase activity; metal ion binding; ATP binding.
AUGCACCCGGGGAAUCUAAUGAUCGAUAGCAGCAAUAACAUCAUUGCUUUAGACUGUGGGAUUAUGGGAAGGAUAGAUCGAGAAACGUAUUAUUAUGUGAUAGAGAUAUUGAAAGGUUUUCUGGAACGCGACUAUAAUCACGUUGCUGAAAUGCACUUUAAAGCUGGCUACGUUCUGCCACAGUAUAAAAAUUUUGUUACGGCCUGUAGGGCGAUUGGUGAACCAAUUGUUGGACAACCGAUACAAAAAAUUUCAUUUGCUAAUCUGCUUGCCCAGUUAUUCAAAGUAACUAGCGAUUUUGAUAUGAAGGUUCAAACACAAUUGCUAUUGCUACAAAAAACUAUGAUCUUGCUGGAGGGAGCAUGCCGCAAAAUUUAUCCAGGAAUUAAUAUGUGGGAAGUGGUUAAGGUAUGGAUGAAGAGCCAACAGAAGAAUAAAAUAGGAUACAAGGAAAAAAUAAAGAGCUCUUACCCAGUUAAAACUCUUCAGGAAUUAUCUAGCCUUGUCGGUAAACUAAAUCUGAUAGCUGAUCAAAAGCUUGCGGCUAAAGAAGCUGCAAAAAAAGCUGGAGUGAAUGUGGUACCAGGCUAUACAGGUAAAAUAAAAGAUCCAGCUCAUGCAGUGCAAGUUGCUGAAGAAAUUGGUUUUCCUGUUAUGUUUAAGGCGGCAGCGGGUGGCGGUGGCAAAGGAAUGAGGGUGGUGAAUUCAAAAGAAGAGGCUGAGCUGGCGUUUAUAUCUGCAACAAAUGAAGCAGAAAAAAGCUUUAAAGAUGGCAGUAUAUUUGUUGAAAAGUACAUAGAACUACCGAGGCAUAUUGAAAUACAAAUAAUAGCGGACAAAUAUGAAAAUAUAGUAUGCCUUGGUGAGAGAGAGUGUUCAAUACAGAGAAAUAACCAAAAGAUUAUAGAGGAGACUCCUAGUCCAUUUAUUAGUGAACAAGUAAGGCAAGAGAUGUAUGCUCAAUGCGUUUUAUUGGCAAAGCAGGUUGGUUAUUUCACAGCAGGUACAGUUGAAUUUGUUAUGGAUAAAGAUCACAAAUUUUAUUUUCUUGAGGUAAAUACUAGACUGCAAGUUGAACAUCCGGUCACGGAGCUUGUUACUGGAAUAGAUAUAGUAGAAGAAAUGGUCAGAAUUUCCUGUGGAGAAAAACUAAGAUUUAGUCAAGAUGAUAUUAAACUCACUGGUUCAGCAAUGGAAAGUAGAAUCUGUGCUGAAGACCCAUCAAAGAAAUUUUUUCCUUCUGGUGGGAGAAUAAGAUAUUAUGAUAAACCCGGUGAUGUGAGAAUAGACGAUGGGGUAACUGCAGGAUCUGAGAUCAGCAUGUUUUAUGACUCAAUGGUUGCAAAGGUAAUUACGCAUGGGCAGGAUAGAAUAGAGGCAAUAAAAAAGAUGCAGAAAGCAUUAUCUGAAUGCUAUAUAGGUGGAAUAACUAAUAACAUAGAAUUUCUUGAGUCGAUCUUUCAUCAUCCAGAUUUUAUUGCAGGUAAGCUCCAUACUAAAUUUAUUCCAGAUUUUUACCCUAAUGGUUUCCAUGGUGAUCCUGUUACGGAAGAGUAUAUGAAAAUAUCUAUAUUAGUUGCGCUUUAUGUUCAUUUAGAGAACGAACAAAAGUACAGCGAUAAGAUACAAGAUGGAGCAUUCGUAGUGGUGAUUAAUAGCAACGAAUAUCCAAUAAACGCAAAAUACCAGAAUAACACGUUGACAGCGGUUUAUAACCACAAUGAAUAUUCCGUGAAAGGCAAAUGGAAAUCGCAUAGUUAUAAAUUGUUAAAUGUGAUAAUCAGCGAUGAUGUUGAUAUUACAGUAAAAAUAGAUAAGAAGGGUGAUAAAUAUUUAAUAAAGCAUGCAGGAAUGAAAGCUGAGUGUUGUGUAUUGGAUCCGUAUGUUGCUGAAUUAAAUAAGUUUGUGCUUAACAAUGAAUCAAAUGAAACAAGGGAAAAUGUUGUACAAUCACCGAUAUGUGGCUUAUUGACCAAAUUAUAUGUAAAUAUAGGUGAUCAAGUAGAGAUAGGACAGCCCUUGUUUGUGAUAGAAGCAAUGAAGAUGGAAAAUAUUAUAUGCUCUGAAAUAAAAGCAGUGGUUAAAAACGUUCUUAUACAGGAAGGUAAGAGCGUACAAGUAGGUGAUAUAAUAUUGGAUUGUUUGUAA